CAAAAAAGAACCACCAAAACACACACACACACACACUACUCUUUGCUUCUAGGUUGAACUCUUGAUCAACUGCUAGACGAAACUAUUGCGAAUCAACAAGGUGAUAUCAUGGACUGGACUGGGAAUCACAGACCAUUUAUUCCUCGACCUGCAGGACAGAGUUCCUUCGCCUUUCUCUACAACUACAACAACGAUCACUACGUAUACCCACCAGGAGUGGGGGAGAUGAAGCAUCAAAUCAUGCAGGCACCGUUGGCGAUGAUGGAUAUGAACCAAAAUGAGUAUGAAAACAACAAUCAAGAGAAGAAAAAAAGGUUAACAAGUGAACAGUUAGAGGCACUGGAAAACACUUUCCAGGAGGAGAAGAAACUGGACCCUGACACCAAAAUAAAGCUAUCACAUGAACUUGGUCUUCAGCCCAGACAAAUUGCUGUAUGGUUCCAGAACCGACGUGCUCGAUGGAAGGCUAAGCAGCUUGAGGGCUUGUAUGAUACCCUUAAACAAGAGUUUGAUGCAGUCUCCCGGGAGAAACAAAAGCUUCAAGAAGAGGUGUUAGCAUUGAGAACCAUACUCAAGGAACAAGUAGGCAAGAGACAAGGAGCAGGCUCCAGCACGGGAAACACAUAUAUAUCUGGGGAAGAGACCGUUGAGAGCACAUCAGUUGCCACCAUUCGAACCAUCGCCAACAAUCACCACCAUCAUCAACUAUCAGCCGGUCAACAACAGGUCAUUGCUACAACUGGUGCCAUGACCACUAGCAAUAGCAACUAUGGACUAACCUAUGAUCCAACCACCUCAAUGCCCAUUCCAUCUUACCCGAAUUGGGCGGUUCUCCCGUCUUAUCCUUAAAAUUCGUUGAACUAUUAGCUAUUUGUUUAUGUGUUUAGGCUCUCAAUCAAAUAAUAUACUUUAAUUUUUAUCGGAU
Messenger RNA from Lactuca virosa, 925 nucleotides. NCBI's taxonomy places the organism in Eukaryota, Viridiplantae, Streptophyta, Magnoliopsida, Asterales, Asteraceae. The record is from the annotation of a GenBank genome assembly.